GUAUGCUACAAUAAUAAUAAACAAAUAAAAGAAUAAAAGGACAUUCUCCAUAAAGAUCACCAGGUAAAUUCUGUUCAAAUUUAUUGAAUAUUAGUAAUAAAUUUGCAGGGACAGGUGGAAGUAAUAAUAUAUAAGUUAUAUAACAUUUUUAAUAGUGUGUUCAUCAUUAGCUCCUAAGAAAAGUUAAGCUCCAUAAAAAGUACCAAAAUCAGGAAUCUUUUAAGCUUUACCUAUGAUUGAAUAGACUUUAUUUAAAAAAUAUUAUGAUCGUGGAGAUCUUCCAAUUGCUGUUAAUUUUAGUGGAGCAGUUAGAAAGAUUGUAUGGAAAUGUGAACCUGAAUGUUUAGAUUAUCAUUUAUAUCUUCCAAUAUUCUUUGAAGGAUUAAGAGAAGUUGAAGAUCCUUAUAAAUUCUUAGCUGUCAAUGGAUGUGAAGAAUUAUUAUAAAAAGGUGAAACUAAGAUAUUAUCUGUAUUACCAUAAUUGAUUAUUCCUAUUAAAAGUAAAUAUAAUAUAUAUAUAUAUUAAAUAGAAGCAUUAGCAACAAAGAAUCAUGAUAUUAUGUGUAUUACAUUAAAGAAAAUAUAGAAAUUAGUCAAAAGUGGUUAAAUGAUAGGGGAAGCAUUAGUACCUUAUUAUAGAUAAAUAUUACCAGUUAUGAAUAUGUAUAAAAAUAAAAGAUGUAUUUAUAUUAUUAUUAUUAUAGUAAAUAUUGGAGAUAAAAUUGAUUAUUCAUAAAGAAAAAAUGAAAAUCUAUCUGAUCUUAUAUAAGAAACAUUAGAAACACUUGAAAAAAAUGGAGGAGAAGAUGCAUAUAUUAAUAUUAAAUAUAUGAUACCAACAUAUGAAAGUUGUAUGUUUUGA
Molecule: messenger RNA, 862 nt
Organism: Paramecium pentaurelia
Lineage: Eukaryota; Ciliophora; Oligohymenophorea; Peniculida; Parameciidae
Source: the annotation of a GenBank genome assembly